Messenger RNA from Pelobates cultripes (western spadefoot toad), 217 nucleotides. The record is from the annotation of a GenBank genome assembly. Lineage: Eukaryota; Metazoa; Chordata; Amphibia; Anura; Pelobatidae.
GCGACAUGCAACAUCAAUAACAAACCAGCAAACCCCGAAGGAACAGACAUAUGGAGCACCCACGACCCGGCAUAACAACCCACAUGAGGAAAGGUCAUCACACACACCAAAUGGACCUCUACACCCACUUGAUACUCCCUACUCCCUCUGUUUCCCGCUCCCAACUCCCAUGGCACCCCAAGCUCCUCCCGAACGGAGCACCACAAUUUUAUGUCAA